Messenger RNA from Penicillium chermesinum, 180 nucleotides. RefSeq lists its product as uncharacterized. The record is from RefSeq and is a predicted model, not a curated record. The transcript has a single exon. Bases 1 to 180 code for a protein of 59 amino acids. NCBI's taxonomy places the organism in Eukaryota, Fungi, Ascomycota, Eurotiomycetes, Eurotiales, Aspergillaceae.
AUGGCGUCAGAAGCGGAGGAUUUCGUCAGUGCCCUCCAAAAGCAAAGCGAUAAUCUUGUGAAAUUCAAAAGAAUGGAGGGUUGUACCCAUGGGUUCGAUAAACGGACCACUGACGGGACUGAGCAUGCCAAGGCUAAGAAAAUGGCUUACGAGAUGGCUGUGGAGAUGCUGAAAAGUUGA